Molecule: messenger RNA, 2772 nt
Organism: Lodderomyces orthopsilosis Co 90-125
Lineage: Eukaryota; Fungi; Ascomycota; Pichiomycetes; Serinales; Debaryomycetaceae
Gene: STE13
Product: Ste13p
Exons: 1
Coding region: 1-2772 (923 amino acids)
Biological process (GO): proteolysis
Molecular function (GO): serine-type peptidase activity; dipeptidyl-peptidase activity
Source: RefSeq, a predicted model, not a curated record
AUGUACUCAAAACUCAAUUCAGAUGAACGUAUAGAACAAUAUGAAAUGGUGGAUCAAAGUCAUCGACGAUCCACCUCUGGCAACGAAGAAGAUGCUUUAGGAGAAGAGCUCCCUUCUAAGCUGUCCACCGAUUCUCGAUCAUCAGACUUUUUAGAUGACAUUGAAAACUGUGCAUUAAGAACUGGUGAAACAAAGGACGAUUUUAAUAGUGACCCAUUCUAUCAAUCUAUUUUACGAAAGUAUCGAAAACAGGGCUUUCCUUUAAAGUAUUGCAGUAUUGUUGGAAUGGUGUGUUUGAUCUUAUGGAUAGGUGGUAUUGUGGCCUAUUCUCAUCAAAGUCCUUCACAACUAAUAUCGAACACCAAAUGGCAAACAAACGUGCAUUUGGGUGGCCUAAACGUUACCCUAGCAAAGUACGAUCCACGCCUGAAGAAUCUCACGUUUGAUGGUUGGAGGAAUGGUGAUUAUUUGACCUAUGAAGAAGAAGUACAUUGGUUAAAUGAGAAACAAUCACCGCAAGAUAAAAGAGGAGGUUAUUACUUGACGUCAACUCUGCAUUCAUUUUUGAUUAGGCAGGCUAAUAGUGAAUAUGAGGCUGUAUUUCUACCGUCAAAAAAAUUCGCUUAUCAGAAUAAUUUUUUCAAUAUUGAAGAAGUGGCUUUGAAUCCCACAAAUCCUAUUGAUCAACUCAACAAUAUUCAUCUUAUCAAAACUGACACUUUGAAACAAUGGAGACACCUGUCAUUUGCCUUAUAUUGGCUUUACAAUCCCCAACUUUCAAUGUACACACCUAUUCAGCCACCAGUGAAAAGCAGUGGCCAGAAGAGCACAUCAAAAUUGUCCGGUUCACGCUUGGAGAAGUUGCAUUUUGCUGAAUUCUCUCCCGAUGGUAAAUUUGUCUUGUUUGCCUUUGAGCAUAAUAUAUAUAUCCAGAACGUAUCUGACAAUAAAGCCCAGCAAAUCACCACUGACGGGUCACGACAUAUCUUUAAUGGGAAGCCUGAUUGGGUUUAUGAAGAGGAGGUAGUUGCAACUGAUCGCAUGGUUUGGUGGUCGCCUGACUCGAAACAUUUUGUGUUCACAAAGAUUAACGAUACUCAAAUCAAGGACGUUGAUAUUGAUUACUAUGUCAAGAUAAAUACUGAGGUGGGUAUGCAAUACGACCAAUCAAGUGAUAAAAGGUAUCAACAGGUGGAUCAAUACCCAAUCAAAAGCUCACUUUUAUACCCCAAACCCGGGACACAGAACCCUAUACCUUCAUUUUAUGUGUACCAUAUGGAUGAGCGAAAACUUGAAGCUUUGCAGGACAAAGAUGACAGUUUGGGAAGAGAUUUUGUGGUGUAUCAAGCUAGCUGGAUUGAUGAAAAUAAUUUUUUGGUAAAGGAAACCGAUAGAACAAGUGAAAUGCUUUCAAAGAAAUUGUUUACAUCAAGUGCAACCAGUUUGCGGUUACUAGGUUCAGUUAACGUGACGAAGUUAUAUGGCGGUUGGGUGGGGAAAAUGAAGCCAAUUACGGUAAUAGAUGGUUCAUACGUGGAUAACUACGUCGUGGAUGGUAAAAAUUAUCUAGCAUUAUUCAACAAGCCGGAUGAUGUCACGCCACUGAAGAUUUUAAACAAAUUCCAAGCCAUUAGUGAGGCAUUCUAUGACCGAGCUGAAAAUUUUCUCUACUUUCUCACCAACGAGAAAAGUGCUAUGGACUCUCACUUGGUCGGAUAUGAUCUUUCAAGGGAUAAAUAUGUUGAAAUUACUAGCUUGGGAGAGGAUGGAUACUACAUCGCUUCAUUUUCGCGAAAUGGAAGAUUUUUGAACCUCCAGUAUGAAGGACCAAACCAACCAUGGCAAAGACUAAUUGACAUGGCUGAAUUGCAUGACUCCUUAGAGGAUGCAGCCACCUUAGAGAAGGCAAUCUUACAACACCCAAUGGUUAAUCAUUUUGACGUAUCAAAGAAGCAUUUUCAAAACUUCAACUUUCCAACGGUGAUUCAUAGGCAGAUUAAAAUUUCAAAAUAUGAUAUAGCAUUAUCUGUAGAGGAAAUUUUGCCUCCUAAUUUCAACCCAGCACAAAAAUAUCCACUUUUAGUUCACGCUUAUGGUGGUCCAGGUUCACAAAAUGUGUUGAAAAAAUUUGACAUUGAUUUUUUAAAAGUGGCUAGUGCAGAGUUAAAUGCAGUGGUGCUUGUGAUUGAUCCUCGAGGAACAGGAGGAAACGACUGGAGAUUUCAAGCAUUUGCUAAUGAUAGAAUUGGUUACUGGGAGCCAAGAGAUAUCAAGUUGAUUACUUCAGAGUAUAUGCUGGCAAAUGAUUUUAUCAUCAAAGGUCUGGUUGCAUUAUGGGGAUGGUCUUACGGCGGCUUCACUACAUUGAAAACUUUGGAAUAUGAUAAUGGCCGAGUAUUCAAGUAUGGAGUUGCUAUUGCCCCAGUCACUAACUGGUUGUUUUACAACUCUAUAUACACAGAACGGUAUAUGAACCAACCAAGCAAGAACCCCAACUAUGAAAAGUAUGCCAGAGUGCGGAUUGUGGAAAAUUUCAAAAACAUUAACAGAUUCCUCCUUAUGCAUGGAUCAGCCGAUGACAAUGUACAUUUACAGAAUACCAUGUGGUUUAUUAACCAACUCAAUUCUGCAAACGUUAAAAAUUAUGAUAUGCAAAUAUUCCCGGAUAGUAAUCACAAUAUUGAUUACCAUAACGCAAAUACACUCGUAUAUGGUAAACUAUUGUCAUGGUUGCAAAACGCUUUUAGCGGAAGAUUUGACAAUAUGUUAUAG